Molecule: messenger RNA, 3466 nt
Organism: Linum trigynum
Lineage: Eukaryota; Viridiplantae; Streptophyta; Magnoliopsida; Malpighiales; Linaceae
Source: the annotation of a GenBank genome assembly
CCAAUAUAAGUAUAGUAGAAGACUGGGUAAUGCCCAAGUGAAUAUAUAGAAGCUUAAUUCUACAACUGUAAUUUGGCUGGUUUCUCUUUAUCUAAACUUAAAUACUAACUAAAGUGAAAUACUUAAUUAACAAAGCUCAAAAUCAUGCAAGUGAAGCCCUAAACGCAUCAUUGAAAACUGUUAUUCGAUUAGCCACUUAUCAAAGGGAGCGGAUAUGGUAACAAUAACAUAUUUGUUGUUAUUGUAACAACACUAGUCUCCAACCAAUAUGAAGUUAGGGUUGUGAUGACUUUUUAUUACCUUAGUUGACCUAGUGUAAAAUCAAAAUAGGGGUAUAAUUGUCAUUAUGAAAAAAUAUGUUUAAAUAAUAAUAAAAUAUUUUUUGUAUUUUCUGCACAAAAUUUUGGUCACUAGAAUUCUGCCACUGGUCGCCGGUCACCGGAAUAUGCUAUUUGUCGUUGGAAUAUGCUUACCGGCGUCAGAAUCUAGUCAUCGGGGCCAAAAUAUGCCUAUCGGCGUCGGAAUCUGCUCACUGACGGUCAUCGGAGUUUGGUUAACGAACUUCGUUGACCGGUCAACGACCACCGGAUGUUAUGGUCUGCAUUGUGAGAUUUAUGAUUUGGUUUCUCAUAUUUUUGUACGCCUUUUGUGGUUUGCUUUAUCGGGUUUGUGGUUUGCAUUGAGAAGUUUCUGGUUUGCUUUCAAAAUUUUGUGGUUUGCGUUGAGGGGCUUCUAGUUUGUUUUUAAUAUAUUUGUGGUAUGCAUUAGGACGUUUCAGGUUUGCUUUUUUGUGGUUUGAUUUACUGUAUUUGUGGUUUGCAAUAGAAGGUUUCUGGUGUGCUUUUGCAAAUGUUGUGGUUUGCUUUGUGAGGUAUGUGGUUUGUUUUAGGAGAUUUGUGGUAUGCAUUAAGAGGUUUCUGGUUUGCAUUAAGAAGUUUCUGGUGUGCUUUCGAAACUUUUGUGGUUUGCUUUGCGAGGUUUCUGGUUUGUUUUAAUAUAUUUGUGGUCUGCAUUAUGACGUUUUUGGUUUUUUUUUUUUUUUGCUGUGGUUUGCUUUAGCGUGUUUGUGGUUUGCAUUACGAGGUUUCUGGUGUGCUUUUUGAAAUAUUUGCGGUUUGCUUUGUGAGAUUUUUGGUUUGUUUUAGGGGAUUUGUGGUAUGCAUUGGGAGGUUUCUGGUAUGCUUUUUUUUUUUUUUACAGUGUUUGUGGUUUGUAUUAUGAAGUUUCUAGUGUGCUUUAGAAAUAUUUCUGAUUUGUUUUGUGGUGUUUCUGGUAUGUUAUAGGCAAUUAAUGGUCUGCAUUAGGAGGUUUCUUAUAUGCUUUCGAAAUAAUUGUGGUAUGCUUUAUGAUAUUUCUGGUAUGCUUGUUUGAUUUUUGCAUGAGUGACAUUUGUUUGUAAGGGUAAAGAUGUCACAAACCUUCUUGUGUGGAAGAAAUUGCAUUAUAGUUUCCUUUAAACCAGCCGCCAAUCGCCAUCCUACUCUAUAGCAAUUAGCAAAUACUAAUACAAGUGAUAAGAAUGAAAAUAGGUGUCACAAAGUUCUUCUCCAUUUUUAAUAUUCAACUUUCCCCAAGUCCCAACGAAGUUCUUGCUCCAUCCAAUGAACAACAAAAAAUUUUCCCUUAUCUACUCUCGUUCGCUACGUGGCGGAGAGCUAGUACAGGUAUCUUAAACUUCUGACACUUGUCCAUAAUGCAGACACGUGGCACUAACCCAACAAGCCAGACACUUUUCCCCAACCUUUUGUAUAUAAAGGCUAGGGGUGUUCAAAUGGUUACCGUGGUAAUAAUCAAACCAAUUAAGCCAAAAUUUCAUUAACCAUGGAAUAAAAUGUUUUAACCAAACCGUCCAAAUUAACACGAAAACCAAAUUAACCAAAUCAAAGUUUAAUUGGUUUGGUUAAUUGGAUAAUCGGAUUAACCAAAUAACAUAACAUUACAUGAAAAUAAUUAUCCUGUUAAUGCAUAAAACAUAACCAUAUGUUAUAACUAUCAUAGACUAUCAUUAUAUAUAAGCAAUAAUAAUAAGACUAAUCAUCCAUGAUCAUCAUCAUUAAUCGAGUUAAUACAUCAUUCAUCAUCUAUGCACCUAAUAUAGUUAGCUUACAACAAACCCUUAACAUAAAUAUUAAAUACAUACCAAUACCACUCCUUAGGAAAUUAAAGCUCUCCUACAAAACACUUAAACUAUACAUAGUUUGAGGUAGUUGUCAUGGUACUAUACGUAAUCCUAAAGUCUAGUAGCUAUCCAAAAUGUUUUGGUUUAGUAAAGAGGCAGGCCAAUUUAAUUUUUGACCCAUAAUGCUUUGGUUUGUUGUGCAAAUGGAAAUAAAAUAGGGAAUCACGAAAGUUUGGUUUGGUUGGUUGCAUGAAAGUAUAAAUAAUUUUAUAUAUUACGUGUAUCAUUAAUUGGUUAAUUGGUUUCAUUGGUUAGCAGUGUUGAAACCGAACCAAACCAUCUAAACCAAAUAAAUUAAAUUGUUUAACCAAACCAAACCAAACCAAUUAUCCAAUUUAACCAAACCAAAUUAACCGAAUGCUACUGGUUAAUAUGGUUACCAUGGUAACCAAUCCGUUUGAAUACCCCUAAUAAAGGCAGGAUAUAUCGAGUUGUUUUGAGCGAUCAAAGUUCACAGCACACCAAUACCAAAACCAAAUCAAACACAAACACAUACACAUAAAUUUUCAUUAAAAGUAAAUUCGAAACAGACUUUGAAGGAAAGAUGCAGUCCAUGAAGGAAACCGCUUCCAACAUUGGGGCCUCUGCCAAGGGUGGCAUGGAGAAGACCAAAGCCACCGUCCAAGAGAAGAUCGAGAAGGCUUCAGCACACGACCCGGUGCAGAAAGAGAUGGCGAGGGAGAAGAAAGAAGAGAGGGUCGCAGACUCUUCAUCAGCUUUGGUCGACUGGGAAGAAGAAGGAGAGCCCCGCCUGCGAGUGGCGACCCGGAAGAAGCAGAGCGUCGCCUGCGAGUGGUGAUCGGGAAGAAGGAAACCAGUGCAGACUCUGGUCCGAGUCCGACUACGAUUUUGAUGUCAUCAUCGCCGUUUUCGACACCAGCGUCUAGCCCGACCGUCGGAGAGAGGAUGGCGCCGGAGUAGAGAGACAACAGUUGAUUUCGAUUCGGAAUGAGAUUUACAGUCGGAGAGAGUGAACAGAUUUGAGAAACUGAACGCGAUUACGGAUCGAGAUGAGGCAUCUAUGUAACAGAAGGAGAGCGAGGAGUAAGGCUGACGGUGGUGGCAGUAAUGAGCAGCACCGUCGAUCGGAGGUCGGAAGGAGAUAAGAAUGGAGGAGAGAAAAUGAAAUCGAACUAGAUCUGAAUGGAAGAGAGAAUGAGACAGAUGAGAGACUAGAGAGAAUGAAAAGUGAUGAAUGAGAAGUUUGACCGGAAUUCAAAUUUUUGUCCAUAAUUAUCUUUCUGUUAAUUUAAUAUUAUUAUUAUCUAAUAAUUAAUGGUGUUUUAU